Lethenteron reissneri (Far Eastern brook lamprey) is the source of this 3222-nucleotide messenger RNA. Its product is annotated as receptor-type tyrosine-protein phosphatase O-like. The record is from RefSeq and is a predicted model, not a curated record. Gene Ontology annotation, molecular function: protein tyrosine phosphatase activity. NCBI's taxonomy places the organism in Eukaryota, Metazoa, Chordata, Hyperoartia, Petromyzontiformes, Petromyzontidae. Gene Ontology annotation, biological process: protein dephosphorylation.
AAGGCGCUCUAUGCCAGCGCUAGGCCAGUCCUUUAUUUCACUUCACUCUUGAGGUCGUUCGGUCACGGUUUAAAGUUGUGCCUCGUGGCGACGGAGAGGUACCGACGAGCAGUGGCGAGGCGUGGGGCAGAGACGGUGCUGACGACUCGUUCAGCGGACCUCGCCGUUCACUGUUGAAUUACACCAGCUCCGAGUUCCUUCGAUCCGUCUCUCUUCACCGAGGUCCACGACGCCACAUGGAACACACCGUGGUCUCGCUUCUGUUCGCCCUGACGACGGCGGUCAUCGUUUUUGCUGCGGCAGCCGUGUAUUUGCUGCGAAGGAUCUACAGGGUCCGUGACUUGGGAUACCGCGGCGUGCGCCCCAGGGGGAGCAAGUGGAUGAUGCCCAAACGUGGGCGGAGCGUGCAUCUGAAGAUAUAUCCAAUAACCAGCCCAGUGAAAUUGGUGGAUUUUGAGAGGUACUACACAAUAAUGUCCCGUGACUCCGGGUAUCUCUUCUCGCUUCAGUUCGAGGUUUUGAAUACAAUGGAUCACUACUUCCUGCACUCGGAUGCAUGCCUUCCAGAGAACAAGCACAAGAAUCGCUAUGACAACAUCCUCCCGCGGAACUAUGGGCGAGUGAGGCUGAAGCCCGUGGCUGGAGUCCCAGGGUCAGACUACAUCAACGCGGAGUUCAUCCCGGGUGUCCACGGUCCCAAAAGCUACAUCGCCACCCAGGGCCCCCUGCCCGAGACGCAGGGAGACUUCUGGCGAAUGCUGUGGGAGCAUCGCGUGCGUCUGGUUGUCAUGCUCACGCAGUGCGUGGAGCGCAUGCAGACCAAGUGCUCUCGGUACUGGCCGGAGAAGCUGGGCUCCGAGGAGCAUCACGGCGCCGUGAGCGUGCGCGCCCUGGGACUGGCCAAGCGGGGCUGCUGGGAACUCCGCACCUUCCUACUCCGCUCGCUCGUGAACGAGCAGCCCGAGUCUCGUGUGCUGUGGCACUACCACUUCACGGCGUGGCCAGACAAGGGGGUGCCGCUGGAGGAGCACACCGGCGGUCUCGUCGACUUUGCCCGGGAAGUGCGGAAGAAGUCGGCCACUUGGAAGGCGCCGAUAGUCGUGCACUGCAGCGCCGGGGUCGGCCGUACGGGCACGUUCAUCGCACUGGACCGCGUCCUGCACGGCCUGCAGACCACGUUCCCCGGUGCCGCGGCCGUUCCGGAUGAGUGCUCGCCCGAGGGCCCCGUGCGAGCCCAAGCCGCCGUCGACCUUCUCGCGCUGGUGGCCGAGCUGAGGCGGAGCCGCGUCAACAUGGUGCAGACCGAGGAGCAAUUCGUCUUCCUGCACCGUUGCAUAUUGUACAUUUGCAGGCAUCUGCUCAAUCGACAACAACGGGAUACCGACAUCUGUGCCUCAGGUACAGCCACCCUCGAGGCAAGAGCAGAAGACGUGGAGGGUGCCAUCCCUCUCAAGGAGCUUGUGACCGACUCAUAAUUAUUGUUCGUGCUGCACUUUGACACGAGUUAGGUUUCCAUAAUUGUUUAUUAUGAAUGUACUGUAUAUACAUUCAAUGGAUUACAAACCUUACUCAACUGUAAAUUGACUCCACUAAAAGACAAUAUUUGAGAUGUAAUAUAAUAAAAUAUAUUAUUUGGUGGCACUGCGUUGGCAGUGGUGCAAUAGCAUAAAUAACAAUAAUGUUUAACACGUGUGUUAAUAACACUGACCUUUAAAGGAAAAUAUAUAACGGAUAUUGCCUUGAGCAAUCGCACUUGCUAUUGAAGGGCCAUGUUCUGAAACGUUGCCUAUUAUCCAUUUUCCUUUUAAGACCAACAUAUUGUUGGCAAGUGUUUAGGUUUUUUUUUUUUGUAAUAAAAUAGGUUGUCCAAAAGAAUUGCAAAGUAAAGUACAGUUUUUAACGUUUUUCAACGCAUGAGGAUAAGCUAAUUUUAUUUUUUGAACAUUAACCCACACAAAUACUGCGUUGAGUCUAUUUCUCAAUGGACCUUCGGUAUUAAAAAAGUGAACGUAAGCAAGUGAAAACUGUAAUUGUGUGCAAAUGUAUAAAACUGUUAAAAUAGCACAGUAAAAAUAAAUCGAUAGAGAAUACUAAAAUAUGCAAACUAUGUAAUGUGCAAAGAAAUACAACUGAAAAAAAUGAAUUUAAUAAUUAAAAACAAUACAAACUAAAUACUUUAUUUACUGUAUUUCGGUAAAUUAAACGGUGUAAAAAAAAUCUGCCACUGCUGCUUCGUGUCCAACAAUCUGGCUACGCAUUCAGGUGAUACAUCCAUUUUUGCGAGGUCACGAGACGCACGCUUUGAUCGACUCGAUGGCACGCAGGAUCCAGACUUAGGGCCACAAUAGAGUAAGUAAGGUAGUGAGGGGUCCAAUUGAAAAAACAUAUAUAUAUAAAUUUGGCCAAUCCAUGAAGCAAACGUGCUGCCAAUUUGCUGUGAUGCAUGGGUGUGGUUCAACCUGGCAGCCGAUUUGAAAAGCCACGAGAGCGGGCGUAAUGCACGUUUACAAACACACUUUCUGGUCUUGUCCGACAAUUGCUGAGCUCUAUGAACAUAUAGUCGGGGUAUUCAAUACAAUUAACAAUGCAUCUGUAAAAAUAAGUGUGGAAACUACCCUGUGGAGCUUAAGAGAAAUGGGGCUGACUCGAGAACAGAACGUUGUGUUAAGGACUUUCAAUAUAGCGGUCAGGAAACCCCUCGUGAGUACGUGCAAGAAUGACGAACCCCCUCUCCCCUACUUGAUGGCUGAAUUAGUUAGACACAUACUCAGCACUGGAGCAUCUGAGCAAUAAGCUCAGAGUCAAGGAAGAAGAAUGCACACGUGCAUAGGAUACAUUUCUAAACCUUAGACCAGUCUUAAAUACCUGAGCCCAGAACGGCAAUGACCUCCCUCCCCAAACAAAAUCCCUUCCUACCCCCCGCCUGCUCUGAUGAGUCUGGUGUGCCUGAUACUGUCGAUGUCCAUGGUAACGCCGUCCAGAACGUGAGGAUGUUGCAAUGUAUGAUGUGAGGGAGGAUGUGGAAUAAACAAAACAUAUUUUAUGGAAGAAAAAAAAAUUACGGAAUGACCAAUAACACAUCUUCCACAAGCUUCCUGAUGUCCUGAUGUUGAGCGCCACCCACAUACCGAUCAAACUCUGAUCCACCUCACACGUGACUACGUUCCUGCAUAUGCUAAUUAUAGUAAAUACUCUUAGGUUUUGUCGGUAAAGUCACUUAGG